Molecule: messenger RNA, 3811 nt
Organism: Pollicipes pollicipes
Lineage: Eukaryota; Metazoa; Arthropoda; Thecostraca; Pollicipedomorpha; Pollicipedidae
Product: lysosomal acid phosphatase
Exons: 2
Coding region: 625-1896 (423 amino acids)
Biological process (GO): dephosphorylation
Molecular function (GO): phosphatase activity
Source: RefSeq, a predicted model, not a curated record
GGGUUUGUGAGUGAGUUUGAUGAUUCUCCCAUGAAGGCUACAACUUAUUUUGUGAAAUUAUACCUCUGGGUGUGACAUUCACGCUCUUGUCACCUAAUGGGAACAUCAGGUUUGAUGAUAUUACGCCUUGAAUUAUUAUUAACAUUUGUGCAAAGACCUGGGCUUAAUCUAUUCUCUUAAGGGUGUUGAUUGGGAUUGGGCCCCAUGUAUCUCUUAAAUAUGAUCAGCCAUACUGAUUGGCAUGAGUCAAGACAUGAUUUAGAUUGUGGUUGUAGUUGUUAACAAGUAGCAGUUUCAUUCAAAAUAUUCUAUUGGAAUUUAUAUGCAUUCAUGCAGCAUCACAUAUUGCAUGAAUGAACAGCCUGAAUUGUAUUUUUAGAUACUUUGAGCCUGAAGAAUUGUUGACUCACCCAACGUAGUUUUAAUCUUUGUGAGUUGCGGAUGCUUAAAUAGGUAUAUAACACGCCCUUUGAGCUCCAAGUAUGUACCUUAUAGGUUGCAUGGUUUUUGGGUGGCGAGAGGUACCUGCCCGGAUCGCGCGCAAGCAGGUGAGCGUCCCGUGUGCCGGUGCCUGAGAGCGGCUCCGUAAGCAGUGACCGUCUGACCCACGUCCGUCCGGCCGUCAUGCGGUGUCUGGUGGCGCUGGUGCUGGCCGCCUGGGCCGGCCUGGCCGAGGCCGACGCCGGCAACAGCACCCUUCAGAUGGUGCAGGUGCUGUUCCGGCACGGUGAGCGCACGCCUGUCCUCGUCUGUCCGACCGACCCGCACCGCGACCACUGGCUGGAGCAGGGCCUCGGCCAGCUGACCGGCCGCGGCAAGCGCAUGCAGUACGAGCUGGGCCAGUUCCUGCGGCGGCGGUACGCCGACUUCCUGCCGGCUCAGUACCACGUCAAUUACACGGUUGUACGCUCCUCGGACGUCGAUCGCACGCUGAUGUCGGCGCAGGCGAACCUGGCCGGCCUGUACCCGCCGCAGGGCCGGGACGUCUGGAACCCCGACCUGCACUGGCAGCCGAUCCCCGUGCACACCAAGCCGACGUCCGAGGACCUGCUGCUCAGCUUCCUGACGUCGUGCGCGCGCUACGAGCUUGAGUUGCGCCGGCUGAUGGCCACGCCCGAGCUGCGGCGUGUCGACGCCAAGAACCGGCAGCUCUACGACCAUGUCAGCCAGCACUGCGGCGUGGAGGUGCGCGACUUGGCCACGCUGGCGCUGAUCUACGAUCUGUUGCUGGUGGAGAGCGACCAGAACAUGACGUUGCCGGCCUGGGCCACGGCCGUGCUGCCGCCGUACAAUCGCACCGUCUACCCGGACCUGCUGCGACCGUUGAAUGAGCUCGCCUUCAACCUGCUCAGCUACGACGCACCGCUGAAGCGGCUGGGCGGCGGUGCGCUGCUCGGCCGGCUAGCGGAGCUGCUGCGCCAGAAGGUGGCAGGCUCACUGCAGCCGGCCGGCCGCCGGCUCUUCAUGUACUCGGGCCACGACGCCGACGUGGCGGCGCUGCUCGGCACGCUUGGCGUCUACAACGGCCUGGCCCCGCCGCUGGCCAGCUGCGUCAUCGUCGAGCUACACCGCGCGCCGUCCGGCGCCUUCUUCGUGCGGCUCUUCUACCGCAACGACACGACGGUGGCGCCGUACCGGCUGCAGGUGCCGGGCUGCAUCGACGACUGUCCGUGGGAGGCGUUCCGAGACCUGGCGGCACGCGUGACGCCGGCCGACGGCGCGGCCGAGUGCGCGGCGCCGGCCGGCGGCAUGCCCUCCGGCCAGCAGGUUACCGUCAUCGCGCUGGCUGUCACGCUGGCGCUGCUGCUGGUGCUCUGCACCAUCGGCGCCGUCAUCUUUGGCCGCCGCCGCCGCCAGAUGCAGGCGUACUCCCACUUCGGUGAGAUCCCGACCUAGGUGCCGAAUGGGACGGCGGCGCCUGCGGCCGGGCCGCAGCUCCGGAGCGGUGAGCAUGCGAGACUAAGCGGGAGUGAUGAGUGCGCGCCGGAGGAAACGUGUCCGGGUCUGCCAUGCCCUGGUCUGCUGUGUCCGGGUCUGCAGUGUGUGGAUCUGCAGUGUCCGGGUCUGUAGGGCCCGGACCUGCCUUGUCCGGGUCUGCGAUGGCCUGGUCCGCCGUGCUCGGAUUUGCAGUGUCCGGUUCUGCAGUGUGUGGGUCAGCAGUGUCCGGGUCUGCAGUGUUCGCAGACCCAGACACUGCAGAUUCGGCAGGCCCGGAUGCUGCAGGGUCUACAGAACCCGGGUCUGCCGUGUCUGGGUCCGCCUUGUCCGGGUCCGCCGUGUCCGGGCCUGCAGAAUCCGGGUCUGCCGUAUCCGGGUCUGCCGUGUCCGGGUCUGCCGUGUCCUGGUCUGCAGCGUGCGCGGUCGAGCUGAUUCGGCGCUGUACUACAGGGAGUGCACUAGAGGCUCAGUUGCAGCGGUGCGUCGGAUACCUAUUGUAUGAUAUGGCUGACUGGAAUAUCGUUUUAUGCACAAAUGGGAUGGAGGCCCUGGGUAUGGCUGUGCUUGCUUUGGACCGUGUGGUGUAGUGUGGCGGAGUGGGAGCUGCAGACUUCGAUUUUGCUGUUGGAUAGUAUUGUAUCACGGGCGUGAAGUGGACGUGCUCCUAGUGGCGUCGGCCGGGCGUGUUGCGGUGCAGUUUACAGUGGCGCGGUGAGCCUGCUGUGGCGGACGUGAUUCGCCCAGGGAGUCCGGCUGUCUUGGGGUGCUGUCGCUGGUGAGGCAGGUGUGGCGAGACGAGCUGCGCGCGGGCUCCGCUCGUGCUGCGGAGAUGCGCUCGACGCGGGAUGUUCCGUACGGGCAGAGUCUGGAGCUUUGAUGAUUCCCCACCGACCCGACUUGCGCUCUGGACGAGAUGUGGAAGGCAGGCAUGUGAGCUGACGAUUGUCUCCAGCACUUGUGCAAGCGUCUGGCUUUGGGUUUUCCGAUGUUGAAGCGUUGAUGUUCGUUUCCCAACGUUGUGCAUGAACGUAAGUGGGAAGAUCUGCGACUGGGAUUCUCUCGUGUGUAUGUAUUAUGUAUCAACGUUGGAAACCCGGGAAUCUCCCAGUCUCUGCCCCAAAUACGUGCCUGGCCGGCCAUGCACCGAAAGCGAAGUCGCAUCUGAUUUGUGUCUGCAUGCGAAGAAUGCGUUUCGGUUUUCGCCACAUCUUUACUGUGUUUUUUCUGCUCGAGCUUUUAUUUUGCCUUUUGUCCCCAAGGUGUGUGGUUAAUUUUUCUGGCGCGCAUGGCGAUCCGGCUGUUUCAACGUUUGGUUUCUCUUUCCUGACCUCUGUGCAUUACCAGAAAUUUUGGGUGGCUAUUCAUCGCGAGGAAAAUUGGGAUUUAUGCAUUACUUAAGUAUUCUUGUUUGUUUACUCUAGAUUGGCGUGUUGUACCUUUGUCGGCCAAGCCAUUUUGGGAACAUAGUUCCGUUAUUGCCAUUUUUAGCGCCCGUCUUCGUUGUAUAACCACGUAAGGGGAAGAAUCAAGGACAUAUUUUGCUGUGUUCUGGCAUUGUGGAUUUGGGUUGGCUCAUCCGACAGUGAUGUAUCCCCCCAGCUUGCAUGCUAAUGGUUAGCGUUUGUAUACUGGACCGUGCUCCACCAGUAACGCUGUGUAUCGAUCAACCUCACAGUGUGCACAACAUCGGAUGCACAGAACAGUCCGUGGUGUAUCAUAUGAUGCCAAGUGAAGCUGAUUGCAUCCUAGCGUCGCAAAGACUUGCUGUCUGCUGCUCUGUCUGCCUUCUGCUCGGCAAGAUCGUCCGAUUUGCGCUGGCCUGUACUUCAGUUGUCGCUUUGACGGCUCAGAACAUUAUAUUACGAGCAUUGUU